AUGUUUAUAUCUACACAAGGGAAUAUAAUCGUGUGCUUUUCAUUGGCUUUGACCUGCUAUCUCCUGAAGACUGUAACAGGACAGAUCUCAUACAACGUGCUGGAAGAGGUGAAACAGGGAACCACGGUGGGUAAUAUAGCUAAAGACAUUAACCUCUCAGUUAAAGAGCUGCAAUCCAGGGGCUUUCGCAUCGUGUCAGGCUCUAAAAAGCAGUAUUUUAGCGUGAAUUUAGAUACUGGGGCUUUGCAGGUGAAUGAAAGGAUUGAUCGAGAAGAGCUUUGCGCAGGCUCAGUCGCAUGCUCUGUUAAUCUGGAAGCAGUGGUGAACAGUCCUCUGCAGCUCUAUCGGGUGAGAAUCAACAUUCUGGAUAUUAACGACAACUCUCCAGCGUUUCCUACGAGCUCUGUCGUGAUUAACGUUAGUGAAAGCACCGCGCCCGGUGUGCGCUUUCCACUGGAGAGUGCGCAUGAUGCUGACAUCGGAGUGAAUUCAAUUAAAACCUGCAAGCUAACCACUAAUGAUUACUUCAUUUUAGAUGUACAAACUCAUACUGAUAAGACGAUAUCGGCAGAGUUAGUCCUUCAGAAGGCUUUAGACCGAGAGAAGACUCCUCGGCUCGAGUUUACAGUGACUGCGUUGGAUGGUGGAUCGCCUGCUCGGACAGGAACUGUAAUGAUCGAAGUGAAUGUGUUAGAUAUCAAUGACCAUGCUCCGGUUUUUAGUAAAACUCUAUAUAAAGUGUCCAUAGCUGAGAAUGCACCAGUUGGCACCACAGUAGCCAGAUUACAAGCUCGAGAUCUUGACGAAGGACUGAACGCGGUGAUCGUUUACUCUUUUGUCGAUCGAACGCCUCGGAAUAUCAUGGAGAGGUUUGAAAUUGAUGCACAGAGUGGAGAUGUGAAAAUCAAAGGGGAUAUUGAUUAUGAGGAGAAUACGGCUUUUGAGAUCAGAGUUCAAGCUAUUGAUAAAGGUCCGGUGACUAUGUCGGGUCAUACUAAGCUUCUAAUUGAAGUCCUUGAUGUUAAUGAUAAUCCCCCAGACGUUACUGUAACAUCACUUCUGAGCCCGGUGGAGGAAAAUGCAGGGAGAGGAACAGUAAUCGCGUUAAUGACUGUAUCAGAUCCAGACUCUGGUAAAAACGGAGCCGUGCGUGUUCGUCUUUCUGGAUUCAAUCCAUUUAAAUUACAGUCGUCCUUCCAGAAUUAUUAUUCGUUAGUUUUAGAUGGCGUAUUAGAUCGGGAAAGUGUUACAGAGUAUAACGUUACAGUAAUUGCUGAAGAUGAAGGGUCACCUUCAAUGUCUAGAGUUAAAAUAAUACAAGUGGAGGUCUCUGAUGUGAAUGACAAUGCGCCUCGCUUCGCAAGUAGUGUUGAGUAUGCGUAUCUGCGAGAAAAUAGCAAAGUGGGGACUGUUAUAAUCACACUGACAGCAUCUGAUGCUGAUAUCAGAGACAAUGCACAUGUAACAUAUUCUUUACUUCAGAGUUCAGUUGGUGGUACACCUGUUUCAGCACUUCUGAAAGUGAACUCGCUGACUGGAGAGAUCGAGAGCAUGCAGUCGUUUAACUAUGAGGAGAUCAAAACAUUUGAGUUUAAAGUUCAGGCCACAGACUCUGGUGUUCCUCCGCUCAGCAGUGACGUGACUGUAAAUGUUUUUGUCCUGGAUGAGAAUGACAACAGUCCCGCGAUUCUCGCGCCCUAUUCCGAGCUCGGUUCCGUUAACAACGAGAACAUUCCCUAUUCUGCUGACGCGGGCUACUUUGUGGCCAAGAUCAGGGCUGUAGAUGCAGAUUCUGGUUACAAUGCGCUGUUGUCCUACCACAUCUCUGAGCCCAAAGGAAACAAUCUGUUCCGAAUCGGAACCAGCAGCGGGGAGAUCAGAACUAAGAGGAGAAUGAGUGACAAUGACCUGAAAACUCACCCGCUGGUCAUUUUGGUUUCUGAUAACGGAGAGCCCUCACUGUCAGCGACUGUGUCUAUUGAUGCUGUGGUUGUUGAAAGCGGAAGUGACGUCAAGACUCCAUUCAGACACGCGCCGGUAAAGGAGGAGAGUUUCUCGGAUUUAAAUCUGUAUCUGCUGAUCGCCAUUGUGAGUGUGUCCGUCAUCUUUUUACUGAGCCUCAUCAGUUUGAUAGCUGUAAAAUGCCACAGGACAGACAGCAGUUUGGGCAGGUACAGCGCCCCGAUGAUCACCACACACCCUGACGGGAGCUGGUCUUACUCCAAAUCUACUCAGCAGUAUGACGUGUGUUUUAGCUCAGACACACUGAAGAGUGACGUAGUGGUUUUCCCUGCGCCAUUUCCGCCUGCAGAUGCAGAACUGAUCAGUAUUAAUGGAGGAGACACUUUCACCAGAACACAAACACUGCCUAAUAAAGAGAAGGCUACUAUACAGGGUUAG
Messenger RNA from Danio aesculapii, 2400 nucleotides. It is a transcript of the gene pcdh2a26, whose product is annotated as protocadherin 2 alpha b 1. NCBI's taxonomy places the organism in Eukaryota, Metazoa, Chordata, Actinopteri, Cypriniformes, Danionidae. Gene Ontology annotation, molecular function: calcium ion binding. Gene Ontology annotation, cellular component: plasma membrane. The record is from RefSeq and is a predicted model, not a curated record. Gene Ontology annotation, biological process: homophilic cell-cell adhesion. The transcript is spliced from 2 exons. The coding region runs from base 1 to 2400 and encodes 799 amino acids.